Meloidogyne enterolobii is the source of this 1037-nucleotide messenger RNA. The record is from the annotation of a GenBank genome assembly. Lineage: Eukaryota; Metazoa; Nematoda; Chromadorea; Rhabditida; Meloidogynidae.
UUUUGAAAGGAUGCCAAUUAUUUUAGUAAAAUUUAUUGACAAAGAACGCCAAAAAAUGUUUAAUAUUCUAAAAUCUCUAAAUUUUAUUUUAUGUUUUGAGAAACUUCUUAAAAUCAAUAUUCUCUAAAUUUAAUUUUUUUUGAAAAAUUCCCCCUAAAUUUCAGUAAAAAUUUUCUCAAACAACAAAAUAAUGGGACGAACAAAAUGUGCUGCUACAAGUGAAUCUUUAACCCUUAAAGGAGGGAAUAAGGGCAAAGGGAAGGAUAGAGCUUCACAUACUUCUCCAAUUAAGACAGGCUUUGAUGGGAGAAUGGACGCGCCGUGGCAGCGUCAAGUUGCUUAUUCACUUAGACUUCCAUGUACACUUAUUCAUACUACUUCUAAUGGUACAGAAAAAACACCAGCCAAGAAUGCAACUAAUGAUCGGGAGAAAGUGAGACAAGUAUUUUGGGCAAAAUCACUGGAAGGUCUCUGUGCUAUGGUACCUGUAAAAGUUGCAGACAAAUUUUUGUCCGAGCCAGGUGGCGCCGGUGGAUACAUUCCACAACGUUUAGAAUUGCCCCCAAGAAUGGAAAUUAUGGCUCCCUCAUUGGAUAUAGAAGGAACAGCAGCAACAUUUUGUACAGCUUUACAUUCUUUUGAUAUUUAUGGAACUGAAUUAACUGGCCAAACAGCUACUAGAAAACAAAUAGAAGAGAACCCUUUUGACAGUUUAAAAUUUAACCAGCCAUUUGUACAGAUUCCUACAAUAACCGAGCAAGACAUUUCACAACAAGAACGACGAGUUUUGGAUGCUAGAAAACGGCUACAAGAAUUGAGAAAAUCCUUUGUUAUUCGAUAAAUUUUGUGCUUUUUAAUAUUUUUCUUUUUUUUCUAAUUUUCUGUCUAUUCUUUGGAUAAUAUUUUUGAUAUUUAAUUUUAAUUCGAAUUUGAGAUUAGAAAAAUUAAAAAUAAAAUUAAGACAACUUUUGAUGAACAAAACCUUAUUCUAUUCAAAAAUGCUAAGAAACAUCCCUACAGAUAUGGAAGCCGCUACC